GAAAGAAGAUUUUGACGUUGAUGUAAUUGUAUAACACUAACUGAAUGCGAUAUAAUUGUACAACACUACACCGACUAUAGAUGUGGGCUUGUCAUCAGUCUAAGACAAUUACGUUAGAAAAGGCGUAUAGUAUCAAAAACGGUCAUGCGAUGAAGUCAAGCCAUUUAAUUAACUACCGUUAUGUUUGUUUGGGCCGUUAUGCCUACUAAAGUGAAAAGAGCUAGAAGUCUGCUAACUACGAGCCGUGCGAAUUUCUUGAAACUUAUUUGUUUAACUAUUGGAAAAGGUCUAUUAGAUUCCAUAACGAGUACAGCCAACAGUGCAGAUUGUCCAGGUGUGUGUGUACAUGCAUUUGCAACGUUAAUAUGCUACGAAGUUCUUGAGCAUGUAGAAUGCCCUACUAGUAUGCGAUGUUGUAUUGAGGCACCUAUAAAUGGUACCGGAACUUCUGAAAAUGCUGUCUCUCCACAUGACGAUGAUUCUACUUCAACUAUUAUCACUACCGUUAAGACAACGACUACCACGAGCACAACAACACCUUCUACCACUACUGCACUUACAACUGUAUCUUCAACAACAUCUGUAAAAGCUACAUCCCAAAAACGUGUUCAGGAAUCUGUAUGGCAGAAAGAAUUGCUGAUUACUGCGAUGCGGUUCUGGUAAUAGAUACCCUUUGUAAGCCAGGAUACAAAUGUUGCGUAUCCAGAGAUGCAUUUGGGGAUUCACCUCCACCAGAACUACUAGUCAUCGACCGAGCGAAUUCAAGUCGUUUCGAUGAAAAGACUGGUCUCAACACAUCUUACAAAGGUUCCUCACCUUCUACAACUAUGAAGUCAAAUAUGAUUACUUCUACGAGCAUAGCUAGCACUACAAUAGCAACCACUACUACCACUAUAACGAAACAACCAACAACUACGAUAAGACCAAAGAUUACAGUGAGAAAGCCAUGUAAAGGUGAAUGCGUUAGUGGCUUCUUCGCUCUUUUGUGCGACAAAGUGGAUGGGGAAGCUGAAUGUCCUGAUGAUGGAUCUUGUUGUGUCAUCGAUGCUUUCUUAAAAACGGUAAAAAGAUGAAACUAUACACAAGUACAUNNNNGCCAACUACAAAACCGCCGGAACCAAAAUUGCAACCAUGCCCUGGAUUUUGCCUGUUAACCAUUAUGGCAGCUUUCUGUGAACGGCCAAACGUAAUAAUAGCGAAGACUUCGACUUGUCAAUCCGGAUAUAUUUGUUGUGACAACACGAAAAGCUCGCCGCAGACAAUAAACGUAGUGACACCAUCUUCUCCGUAUCAGACACCAAGGCCAAGGCCAAGGCCCACAGCAAGACCAUCAAUUACUACAGUUUCUUUACCAAGGGACACACGCGCAGAGUGUCCUGGAUCUUGUAUUGUUUCCUAUUUAUCGUUCACUUGUUUCAGAAAUGCCGAACUAACAAAUUUGUUCAAAUGUAAGAAACAAGGGCAUCAGUGUUGUGCUCCAAAAUCAUUGAUACGAGAAUUGAACGGUGGAAAUUCUACUGAAGCAAUUUUAAGUAAUAGAAACGACACUAUGUAUGUUACUUCAAGACCAUAUACAACACCACUUUCAACGUCUGUAUAUGAAACAACGACAAUGAUGACAACUAUGAGAAGCCCUGUGUACAGUAAAUACGUGUGUGGUGUAAAAGGAACUUCCCGUGGACCGAUCCAAGCACGUAGUCUUGAAAGAGGAGCUCGCGUUGUCGGAGGGGAAGAUGCAGAUGCUAAUGAAUGGUGCUGGCAAGUUGCUCUGAUUAAUUCCUUGAAUCAAUAUCUCUGUGGCGGUGCGCUCAUUGGCACGCAAUGGGUAUUGACUGCUGCACAUUGCGUAACAAACAUUGUAAGGUCUGGCGAUGCGAUUUAUGUAAGGGUAGGUGAUCACGAUUUGACAAGGAAAUACGGAAGUCCUGGUGCUCAAACUUUGCGAGUAGCAACCACUUACAUUCAUCACAAUCAUAACAGUCAAACUCUUGAUAAUGAUAUAGCACUAUUAAAACUUCAUGGACAAGCAGAACUUAAAGAUGGUGUUUGUUUAGUAUGUUUGCCUGCACGAGGGGUUAGCCAUACAGCUGGUAAACGAUGUACCGUCACUGGUUAUGGAUAUAUGGGAGAAGCUGGUCCUAUCCCGCUUCGUGUUCGAGAAGCGGAAAUACCAAUUGUAAGCGACGCAGAAUGCAUACGAAAAGUGAAUGCUGUAACUGAAAAAAUUUUCAUUUUGCCAGCAAGUAGUUUUUGUGCUGGUGGCGAACAAGGCAACGAUGCAUGCCAGGGCGAUGGAGGAGGUCCUUUAGUAUGCCAAGAUGAUGGAUUCUACGAAUUAGCUGGAUUGGUAUCAUGGGGCUUCGGUUGUGGAAGAUUGGAUGUUCCUGGAGUUUAUGUCAAAGUUUCGGCGUUCAUUGGUUGGAUCAAUCAAAUUAUUUCCGUAAAUAAUCUUUAGCUUUUUUAUGUUCUACUAAUAAAAGUUAAAGUAUUUAUUUAUUAAGAAAACAUUAUAGUACCUUUACGCGCUUGAUGACGUAACAUCUCGUGUGUUACGUAUCCAGCAAAGAUAACUAAGAAAAAUUUUCUUAAAUAUUAUUUAAUUAUAUAAAUUAAAAAAUGUGAAAAAAAAGAGAAAUCUUUUUGUAAAGGAAUGUUAUUUUGAAAAUAUUACGAUACUCGUAAUAUAUUUAUAAAGAUCGUAAUAAAUAAUAAUUAAUUACCUUUAAUAAUUAAAGGUAACUAAAAAUUUGUUUUAGCAAUAUAAUUUUAUAUAAUUAAUGCAGUAAACUUCCGUUUAUCCAAUAUUUUGAAUUAUUUGAAUUAUUAUCCAUUGUAUAUUGAAUUAUCUUUGCCAAACAUAAUAAAUGUCUAUAAUUUUGUAAGCUUUAGCAUUAAAAGAUUUUGGUAAAUAAAAGUCACAUACUUUUAAAAUAUCAAACAAUAAAUGUAAUUUUUGAGACAUUAAUAUCAAGAGGUAAAUAAAUUUUAUAUUUGUUAAUUAUUUAUGUAUAUGUUUUACAAAAUUUUAAUAAAUUGUAGUUAUUCAAAUAUAAUUUUAUAAUAUAAAAAAAACGAAAGUUUAUUGUAUCAAUUAAUAGAAUUAAAAUUUUAAUAUCAUUGGUAAAAAAUAGAUAUAUUAAGUUUAAUUUAUGAUUCUCUUUUGGUAAUCGUGCCAUCAAGUGCGUCAAUUUUAGACAAAAAAUGCUGUCUUACAUAAAGAUUUUUAGUUAAUAAUGAAAAUUAUAAAUUAUAAAAUUAUUGGUAAAUAUAAACUUACUUAAAAAUAUUAAUUAAAAAGUUAUAUAGAAGUACAAAAUAUUCAAACUUUGUGAAAUAUUAAAUAUAAACUAUAGAAUAUUAUUAUUUAUUGUAAUAUUUUUUUUAUUUUUCAAGAAUUUUAACAAGUAGAUUAAAAAGUAAAUCUAUUAUUAUGUAAAAUCUAUAAUAGAUUUUAAAUAGUUUCAAUGUUCAAAUAAGUAGAAGUAUGUAUCAUUUUAUUGCUUAUUUUAGCAACAGAAAGAUAAAACAUAAAAUCUCUUAAUUUUGAUUUUCCUUAUAUCUUUACCACCAAUUUUAUGGUUAAUUUAUUUAUAUUAUAUAUGUCAUUUAUUUAUAUUAAAUGACAUUACAAAUGAAAGUCAAUUUCAUAGAAAUUAAAGCAUUCUUGUUAAGGCCAAAAUAUAGUGAUACUGAAUUACUGUAAUAAAAAAUAUACAUAUUUAAAAUAAUAAUAAUAAUUUUGAUAAUCUUUAAUGAUAAUUUAUAUAAAACAUUGUAAUUGAUAUAACAUGUAUGUAUGUAUGUUUAUUUUUAUUAUUAUACAUAUGUAUAUUUAUAAGGUUUAUGAAAUUGGUUCUUUAUUAUAUAUAUAUAUAUAUAUAUAGUGUGUAUUAUAUAUAUAUAAUACACACAACACAUACACAUUGUGUAGAUUCAGAAUAGUUGGGGACAAUAAUAUUAUAUUGCUUUGUACAUUAUUGCUUCAUUCAUAUGUAUCUUCCAAGAUAUAAUUAUAAGAAUGUUUUAUUGAUUUAAGAAAGAAUGAAAUAUUAAAUGUGAAUAUAAAAGUUAGUUAUUAAGUGCUUUAAAUCUAUAAAACAUUACUGUAAAAAAUUUUUGACAAUUCAACAUAAAUAUUAUGUACCUUUAAAAAAUGGAUAUUAUUUUAUUACAAAUAUAAAUUUUUUAUUGCAAAUUAAUAUAAAAUUUGUUAUUUAUUAUAAGCUUAAUAUCGAUCAAUAAUAAACAGUCUGAAUACUUUUUCUUAUAAAAAUUAUUUCACGAUCCAUUUAAUAAUCAUAGCUUUUUCUUUAUUUCAUUCCAGUAAUAUUAAUUUAUUAUUCAUACAAUACUAUAAAUAAUUACAUAUCUUCUAAUUUAAUAAUCAAGCAAUUUAUUUAUAUCAUUUAUUAGUAUUCUGUAAUAGUAUUAAAAAUUAUAUGCAUAUUAUAUUAUAGAUUUCACAUUGCAUUGAAAAUUAAGAACUUAAAGAUAAAUUAAGUUAAAGUUUAAUUUAGAAUAGUAUGUAUUUUUAAAUGUUGAUGCUUUUGAAAGACAUCAAACAUUUUUAAAAUUGUUAUUAUUUUUGUUUAUAAAAUAAAUAGUUAUUAUUAGUAUUUAUUUUUAUUACAACAAAAAUUAUAUAUUAUGUACCAUCAUUUAGAAUAAUUAGUUGAAUUGUAGCUUGUAAUUAAUUAUAAAAUAAAAACAUUAAAUAGUAUUAACAUUUAAAUAUGUAAUAUAUAUAAAAUAAUCAAAUAAAUUGUUAAAUUUAUUUUUUUGGCAAAAUAAACAAUAAUAAAUAAUAGUUACUAACAAUAUUGUCAACUAUUUUACAGGAAACAACAAUAUACAUAUAUUUAAAUUUCUUUAUAUUGAAAUUUACAUAAAAAAUUAUAUUUUAAUAGAAAAACUAG
Messenger RNA from Heterotrigona itama, 4916 nucleotides. The record is from the annotation of a GenBank genome assembly. Lineage: Eukaryota; Metazoa; Arthropoda; Insecta; Hymenoptera; Apidae.